Gregarina niphandrodes is the source of this 2416-nucleotide messenger RNA. RefSeq lists its product as hypothetical. The annotation marks the transcript as partial. The record is from RefSeq and is a predicted model, not a curated record. Lineage: Eukaryota; Apicomplexa; Conoidasida; Eugregarinorida; Gregarinidae. The transcript has a single exon.
GACAUUGCCGGGGCCACUAACUGCAGCCCCAGAGACGGCACUAACCGCAGCGCCAGAGACUGUAGCUCCAGUGGCCGCAUCGGUGGCGCCCCCCGUGUUGAAGCAGCCGCCGUGGCUGAAGGCGCUGGACGUGAAGGGUCCGAUUGCGCCGUGCCCGAUAAGCGUGCGCGUGGUGGAGAUCAAAGAGGGGCGUCGCCUGUGGUUACUGGAGCCGCCGGUGCUCGAGCCGGUGCCGUCGCCUCCCCGGAUAGCACUCCCUACUUUGAAGCACUCCAAGCCUGGAUCUGCGUCGCCACUGGUUUUCGAACCGGGACCCUCGCCUCCGCGGACGGUGACGAUCACCACUGCGCGCGGCGGCCCUGCUCGCGGCGGUCUGCGCCCUGGUGGCGUGGGUUGCGAUGGGGCUGUGCAGCCGGGAGCACCAGAGCGGGGUGUGGCUUCUUCGGCGGAGACUGCCAUGAAGACAGAGUUGGCGUCGCCGUGGCGGAAGUGGGCCGAGCGUUACUGGGAGUGUUUGAAGGAGAAUGCGUACCGAACGUUGCGGAGGUCGACCGUACGUUUGGUGUCAGCGGGUCGUUUGUACACGCCUUCCCUGUGUUGGCCGACGCAGUUGAGUUUGAACUGCGAGGUGUUUGAAAGUGAGUACGCGGCGUACCGGGCGUUGCAUGCGUUGUUGACGGAGGUGGAGUGGCGUAGGCUGAGUGACGUGAAGGAGAAGGCGUUUGCCACCUGCAACCCGCGCUACGUGGAGUUGGCAGCAGUGAUUGGGAUGUUCUACGACGACCCCUUCGGUUCCGUGACUACAAGGGUCAAAGAGCUUGCCGCCGACUAUGCAAAUGUGCGAAGCGACGAACGCCUCGCACGCCGUUGGAGCCGCGCGCGCCUGAAUGCGUGGAUCAACGGCUGUCUCCUCCAGUGCGCGCGAGUCCCCGAAGAACGCCUCAAGCAGUUCUGUCUUCGAACCCUCCUGUACAAACCUGCCGCUAACCGACUCAUAUAUCAGUGCUACUCGCGCUACAGCGUCUCUGCCGAGCAGUACUGGGAACGGAGUGCACAGAAAUCUGAUGAGCUCUUCUCAGCCAUGCUCAACGCCCUGCCCCCCAUACAAAGCCCCGAGGGCCAAAUGAGCGCAGCUGAAUACGCACGGAUGUCGAACGACCGACGCCAACAUGUCGUCUACUCGUGGCGCACCGGCUUCGCCUUCACCACGACCCGACCCUCACGCGUUCGAGCCUCCGGUGGAGCCCUCGACCUGCGCUUGUUCCGCGGCCCCAUCGCGUCCUCGAGGCGAUCGCCGCCGCCCCUGGACCUCACCGCCAUCGCGCAAGCCGUCGCGCGAGACCUGCGCCUGAACGAAGAAACGACUCCCCUUCUGGACGAAGAACCGGCCCCACCUCUGGACGAAGAACCGGCCCCGCCUCUAGACGAAGAACCGGCCCCACCUCUGGACGAAGAACCGGCUCCGCGUCUGGACGUUGUUGACCACAUGGACACCGACCGCGUGGACACCGAUCGCAUGGACACCGACCUAGAUGCUGAGUCCCUGGAAACCGACCUUGCCAGUGACCGCAUGGAAACCGAUUCUGAUUUCCUGGAUUCCGACUUUGGACACUCGAAUUCGGAGUGCAGAGACGCGGAUACAGAGAGCACGGACAGCGACACAUGGAGAAGGAACUCCCCAGCAGCAAGCGUAUGGUGGCUGGAGUCGGACGGGCGAGGACCGUGGGCGGCAACGGUUGGCCGCCAACGUCGGUACUCGAAGCCGCAGACGGACGCCGCGACGUUUCCGUGGACACGAGGCAAGAAUGGGUCGGAGCGGCUAGCUCGCGCGCGCGCGUGUCUGGCGGCAAUUCUGCGAGGCUCUGAGAUCCCGCCGCCAGUCAGCGCCAUGUACGACAUGGCCACAUUGCCCGGCCGAGCGGGUGUAUUCCCGAUGGACACAGUCGGGGACGAAUUUCGGAAGAAGUGGACAGUCCCGAAGCAGAGAGUCUCGAAGGGCAAGGGGACAGUGGGGAUGGAGACGGGGACAGUCCUGACGGAGACCAUGGAGAGGGACCGCUCGGUAGCUGCGUACUGGGACAUGACGGCCCAUCUAUUGCAGGCGAUGGAUUUGACCUCGAGCGAAUUGGCCGAAUUCAUGCUCGAACAUUGGGACUGGCCGCGGAUCGAGCACGCCAUCAUGCCCCGGCUUAGGGGACCCCCGCUGCAGGCGCACUGUGCGGCGCGACCGCGCACCUUCCAGCAACUUAUCCUUCAACGAGUUCUGGAAACCGCCAACUUGCCGCCAACCGGCGAACACGUCGUUUCGGCGGGUCCGCUGCUUUGCAAGAAACGCACGGAUCGGUCGCUCCUCCUGGCCUUCGAAUGUCGCCCAGAUCUUCCUUCCAACAACCACCACACCCCCCUGGUUGACUGA